CACUUCUUUCGCAAUGACUUAGAUUCAUUGAGAGCCGUGCCAUGGCGCAUGAGACAGAGAAGCCAAGACGAGAAGAGUACAUUGAGACGGUGCUGCCAUGGCUACGCCAAUGUGGGGUGCGAGACCUACAAGCAAUGAAGCCUACUUUGGUACCAGAUUCUGUGAGUAAUGCACUUGAUGCUGUCAUCCGUCGAAGCCAGCGCCACACCUUCCAGGAGGCAAAAGCAUUGAAACACCGGGUGCAAAUUGAAGCCAUUGCUUCACAUUGUUUGUCCUGCAUAUCUCCUGAUUUAGUGAUUGAACUUGGUGCUGGGCAAGGGAUUUUAGGUCAGACGCUGAGCUCGGCGAGCAGUUGUCCACUGGUAGCUGUUGAUCGUCGAGGCAACACCGAUGCCUUUGAUACACACCAUGAUCUCACUGAAGCUGAAGUUGCUUGUAGCUUCCACCGGAUUCGAACGGAGAUUGCAAGCCUCAAUGAGGAUCAGCUGCCUGAGUUGCUUGGUGCCAAAAAGACGUUGCUGCUGGCGAAACAUCUCUGUGGGCAUGGCUCGGACGAAGCGAUUGACUUGGCGAUCAAGCUCGGAUCAAGCCUGGGCCUCCUGUGUUUGGCUCCUUGCUGCUACGUCACAAUGAGGUGGGAGCAUCUUUGUCCAGAUUCCCAGAAGUGGCUUCAAGAGGCCUCUUUUCCCGGGGAAGCUCAUGCAUUUGACCUUCUAGUUGACACCAUUCGUUUGGCACGAGGGGGACCCAAUGCGUGUACGAGGUGGCGUCUUCGGGAGUCGAAGACGGAGGAGGAGAUUCAAGAGCUUGGUCGAAAGGCUUGUCGCAUCAUCGACGAAGCUCGACUGUCUCGAUUGGAAUCCCAUGGAUUUAAGGUGGUUGCUGUGGAGUAUUGCCACCCAGACACGUCACCUGAUAAUGUCCUCCUACUUGCAGCACCUAUGACAUCAACCAGCUCUUUCCCCUUGCCAAGUGGACCAACCAAAGCGGAUCUGGGAGUAUCAUGUUUGCUGGAAUUGGAUCCGACGGCCAGUCCUAGCUUGACGACGCGCUUGGGGGCAUACUUGCUCACCAUGAAAGCUUGCGGUGACUUGCCGUUGAUAUCCGUGAUGACGGAGUCACCCAUCGACGGGACUGUACUAAAAAACUCGUUGUUCCUUACUGCAACUGAUCGUCCAAGACUUCAGCAGCUGGUGCAGAAGCUUUGCAAAGAUGUGCUGCUUCAGAGAGUUGUUACGCGGUUUCUGCCUCUGACUGACUGCAGCGGAUGUGAUAUGUGCAGCCUCGUCAAGGAGGUGACAGAGAUCUUGGAGGAGCUCUCCACAGAAAAGAGCACGGCGACUCUGAGAGUGGCUGCGAAGCCGCGGUCAUUGGAGAAGGUGAUUUGCGAGUCGUUCUCUCCCAAAUUCCUUUCUCCGACUCAUUUCACCCAUGUGCUGAGCGUCUUGGCCUCCAGUGACCAACUGACCUAUUCCAUUGUUCCACGUGAGACUCUGGAUCCUUCCGCCUGGUCAGAGGCAUGUCAAUCCCAAGAUCUUCGUGUCUUCCAACGAUUCGACGAGGUGCUGUGCCGUUGGCCACGGCGCUUUCAGCACCUCGUGGCCACGGCCCUUUGGACCGAUCUGGUGCGGCCGGGCGUGAAGGAGUGGCUGAGUGGCGUGAACGAGAGCAGACCUGUGGUAGUCAUCACCUGUGAGCAGGGCUCAGGAUGGUCACGAAGGACCAUGAGUCCUUCUGAUGUGAAGGUGGAUGCCGUGCGAGGUCUUUGGCAUGGCUUGACGGAUGGGCAGCAAGGUGCACGUGCAGACUUGCUCUUGGUGGAUCUGAGCACUACAGAGAAGGAGGCAGUGGUGGCUCUUCACGACUUCAUCCAAAUGUUGCUGGACGCACCUGAGCCCAUCCUGGCACCGCGCGGCACCGCCGUCUUGCGCCUCCGCUGCGGGCGGCGCCCGGGCGCGGUGAAGAAAUGGCUGCGAGACGUGGUGAAACACAUCGAAGACCUGGGCUUUGGCCGGGUCGAAGUGAUGCAUCUCUUGUCCGAUCGGGACAGUGAACGCACCGCGAUGUUCGAUUGGAGUCCAACUUCAGAGGUCCAAAGUGACAUGUCUUCACAUGGCUAUGCAAAAUGAGAGGUGAAUCUUGGGUGUGUCCGUUCUUACCUGGUUC
Messenger RNA from Durusdinium trenchii, 2166 nucleotides. The record is from the annotation of a GenBank genome assembly. NCBI's taxonomy places the organism in Eukaryota, Dinophyceae, Suessiales, Symbiodiniaceae.